This is a messenger RNA of Leishmania braziliensis MHOM/BR/75/M2904, 3297 nucleotides long. RefSeq names its product putative j-binding protein. The record is from RefSeq and is a predicted model, not a curated record. Gene Ontology annotation, cellular component: nucleus. Lineage: Eukaryota; Euglenozoa; Kinetoplastea; Trypanosomatida; Trypanosomatidae. The transcript has a single exon. The coding region runs from base 1 to 3297 and encodes 1098 amino acids. Gene Ontology annotation, biological process: double-strand break repair via homologous recombination; reciprocal meiotic recombination. Gene Ontology annotation, molecular function: ATP-dependent chromatin remodeler activity; ATP binding; DNA translocase activity.
AUGCCAAGUGGUCUGAUGCGGGCGAACACCAGCACGGAGCUGGAGUCGAUACUGGAUAUCGUGCAAUCGUCCGGCGAAAUCGCUGUUGUCUUCACUUCGCCGAGCAUUGGCGAUUUGGAGACGAUUACAAGCGAAACGCAGCGUCGUCAGCUGCGCAUCGCUGGGAUCCCUCGCGGUGGGUACACCAUCCUCCCCGCUAUUCCGCUAUACGAUGACGAGCUGCUUCAGAUGUGUGAGCGGUACACCGCCGCGAGUGAACACGAGAAGGUGGAAAUUCGGAACAGCCUGUAUAUGCGAGAAUACCCACUAUUCGCGUACAGCAUGCGCAACCAGAGAGCACUGUUUCACCCUGCUGACUACGUAAGCCGCAUUCUCCAGUUCUGCUUCCAUUAUGUUCAGGUGCCCGACGAAGACGUUUUAUCGCUGCAGGACAGGAGUCCCUUUCUUCACAUCUCCCCCGUCAAAGAAAUUUGCGUACAUCUCCGCCUCAUCGUCCGUGGCACUCCAGCAGCACCAGAUGAGUCCGAGUCACCGGUGCCAGAGCAGCUGCACUUUCAUGCAGAGUCAGACGCUGAGAAGCUUGCAGCCGAGCGUGCGCGCGCUUUGUCCAUCGCAGCAAGCAGUGGCGGCGCCUCAGAGACGGAGCCGCUCUCUCUCUUCACCGGCGUUGCGCCGUCGGCGCUGUUUCAGAAAGGGGCAGUGGAAGAAGUGGACCUGGACACUGAGGAAACCAUCGAGGAUCUCACUGGCGAGGAGACAGUAGAUGCGGUGCACAGCUUUCAUUCAGAGUACUUGACAUUGAGCGGGUUUGAGUUAGUGACAAAAGCAUCCAUCUUCUACGACCACGAAGGAGAGGGACAGCGCGUCGUUGCGGUGUACAUUCCAGGAGGUGUGCCAAAGGAGACGUGCCGCGCAGCAGCAGCUGUCCUAGAGCUUGCAGUGACAAAAAAGAAUUUGCGGGCAGCCACGAACGGUGGUCUGCCACCGGACACCGGAAUCGUGGGCUACUAUGACUACCUCACAAAUCCUACCCAGCACAAAUGCAGAGAGACAGAAUUCAGCCGCAGGAACUGGGGCCUCUUCUCACAGAGUGAGUCGCUACUGAAGCAUCUCGACAAGCUGUACAGCCAGUUGGCCCCAACGCACCAUCAUCUGCAGCGAGUAGCGAUCCCGUCGCAGUAUCAGCUGUGCGGCACAGUCUUCAGCACCAUCACUGUCAACCGAAACUUCCGUACCGCCGUGCACACUGACAAGGGUGACUUUCGGAGCGGCUUGGGGGUUCUCUCAGUAAUCAACGGCGAGUUCGAGGGCUGUCAUCUCGCCAUCAAAAGUCUCAAAAAGGCGUUUCAGCUCAAAGUUGGCGAUGUUCUUCUUUUCGACACGUCUCUGGAGCACGGCAACACGGAGGUGGUGCACCCAGAAAAUCACUGGCAGCGGACCAGCAUUGUGUGCUACCUGCGCACUGGACUAAUGUCCUCUGUGUGCGAGAUGGAGCGACGAAAGCAUUUAAAUCGGCUCAUUCUUCAGCAGCUGCUCAACACGGAGAUUCGCCACACCACCGUCAAUAUCAAUGAAGCCGAUAGCAGCCUGCCGCCGCUCUUUGUGCCGACCCGCCUGGCGAGCCAGUUGGCUCCAGUGCAGCUUGCCGCUCUCGGCUUCAUUGUGGAGCGGACGAACAAGCAGAGCGGAUGUGUGGUGGCGAUGACGAUGGGGCUGGGCAAAACCCUCGUGGCAUUAACGUUGUGCUUCUCACACCUGCAUCUUGCACCGCAGGCGGACAUCCUCAUCCUCACUCCAAAGCCGAUUAUCAGUCAUUGGGUGGACGAGAAGAACAAGUGGGGCAUGUACGGACUCCACUUUCCUCACUUCGUCGCCUCUGACGGGCUCAACUCCUUAGAGUUCGAGCAGCAGCUCCUCGAGUACGAGCGGCAGAAGAACAACGAGAAACCAAAGGCAGGCCACGUCUUCGUCAUCAACAGCGAGUACCUGGCAGGGUUUCUGCGACGCUUCAGGCGAUUUACGCCCUUCCUCAUUAUAGUGGACGAGGGUCACCGAGUUGCAGCGAAGGGAAAUAAGCUGACGGAGUCACUCGAUCGCCUACGGUGCAACCUCCGUGUUGUGUUGUCCGGCACGCCUUUGCAAAACGAUGCCAGCGAACUCUACCGGCUAGUGGGGUGGGUGAACAAAGGCGUCAGCAAGGUACUGCCGCCGAAACGCUUCCAGGAGCUUGCUAAUAGCAUCAACCAGUUCGUCGAGGGCGAUGAUGGGGCCUUCUACAAUGCAGUGAUGGCGCAAGAGUACAUCCAAGACUGGAUGCGUGGGUUCGUGUUUCGUGAAAUGGAAAACGACCUGCCACCGCUGCACGAUUACCUGUUGGUAUGCGGCUCCUCCAACGUGCAGCGGGAGUAUGAAGAGAAGUUGGGCCUCACAGAGACGGCCAUGACAGCCUUGAGGGCAACGGAGCACCGACCACAUCACCUCUCCACACACCCCGCGUGCUACCUGGCCUUCAUCUCCAACUGCUACCAAUCGAUGGUAAGCGGGUGGACAGUGCGCGCGCAGUCUAAUACGUCACGACUGCGAACAACCCAGCUGGAAGAGAUCGAUGCCAUGCGUCUUGAGCAGUACGCCCAGAUGAUUGAAAACGAGCAACUCGACGCCUUCAUCAACGUGAGUGGCAAGAUGCGGGUGCUCGUCGAUAUUGUGCUUCGCGUGCAGGCUCGCAAGGAGAAGCUCAUCAUUUUCUCCCUCUAUGUGGGAUCGCAAGAUCUCAUUCAUCGAACUCUCACAGCGCUGCGGGUCUGCACAUUUACGGUUCGUGGCCGAGACUCACAAGACCGCCGCCGCCGCGCCAUGCACGAGUUCAGCGAAAACAAAGACCUCACUGUGCUGGUAUUGUCAACAAAGAUCGCUGCCUACGGUCUCGAAUUCACCGCUGCUAAUCAUGUCGUUCUGUUCGACUCGUGGUGGAACCCGCAGGCGGACGCACAGGCAAUCGCCCGCGCCUACAGGCGAAAUCAACGGAAGCCGGUGACCGUGUAUCGCCUUAUCUCUGCGACCGAGAACAAGUUCGUGUUACGCUCACAGACACGAAAAAUUGCCUUGUUCAAGUGCAUCUUCCACAAGCGCACCACCCGACAGGCGCUACCAAGUGAACUAGAGGACUGCUCAGCUAACGAGACCGAUAACGAGCGGCGGGACUUCUGGGCAAAGCUAAAGGCGACCCACCUCGUUGGUGAUACUCGAGCUUUGCUGAACGUGUAUCGGUACCAAGAGAGCGUACGCGAAAGUCAAUGA